AUGCAAGAACCAGAUGUGCAAAUUGAAGGGGUAAAUGUGGCAUUUAAGGAGCCCGUGCACAAAAUCUUGGAGCGGAUCAAGAACGAGCCAUUUUUCACAUGGCCAAACAAAAUGGGGGGCGACCCAUCUCGGAGGAACCAAAACCUGUACUGCACCUACCACAGAGACAAGGGACACACCACCGUGCAGUGUCGAGUACUAAAGGAUCACCUCAGGCAGCUGGUAAAGGCAGGGUACCUGAAAGACUUCAUUGCAGACUCCGCUCACCAAGAAGCCGGACUGGGCGUCCAACAGAAAAGGAACCCCCUCCCGCCUCCACUGGGGGUAAUCGAAGUCAUCCAUGCUGCACCAAGAGGGACGGUAGCAACAAAAAGGGUAUUGACAGUGGCUUGCACGGGGGGAGGGCCAGCCGAGAAGAAAAAGAAAGUUGGACGGCUUAAAAUCUCGUUCGGGGAAGACGAUUUGGAAGGAACAGUCCAACCCCAUGACGACACUUUGGUGGUCACGGCCCAGAUAGGCGGGUUCCUGGUGAAGAGGGUAAUGAUUGAUCAAGGGAGCGGGGCAGACGUCAUGUACCCAGACCUCUUCGAAGGGCUCGGAGUUAUGACACGCCGCUAG
Molecule: messenger RNA, 618 nt
Organism: Quercus robur (English oak)
Lineage: Eukaryota; Viridiplantae; Streptophyta; Magnoliopsida; Fagales; Fagaceae
Exons: 1
Coding region: 1-618 (205 amino acids)
Source: RefSeq, a predicted model, not a curated record